AGAGCACCUAUCACACGCUGUCCUAAAUAUAGGCCAUGGCCUGUCUUGAUUUCAUCUGACCGACUGCCAAACUCGGUGACUCGGUGCCACAGCAAUAUACAAGAGGUUUUCAGACUGAGAGACUGCAAGCGACACGAUCACAGACCCGCCAAUCGCAAUCCUCUGCUUUGCCAUGGCGAUAAAAGAAAAAAAGUAUUUCUGACUGAUUAGCACUGGGGUUUAACAAUAGAAAAGUAUUUCUGAAUGACUAUUGACUGGCUGGAUAUCUUCUCAUUCCGUUUGCUCAGUUGUUCAUGCACCUCGGUUUGAAAGAGACAGUUUCUUUUCUUUCCUUGAUUUGAUUUUUGCGACUGUGAAGCUCACUCCUCUCUGCCACACAGCAGCAACACAAGAGGCUUUCUGGGACAUGGAUUGGGAGGAAGGCAGAACCAUGGAGGGACUGUGUAUAACCCACUGGGUGAACAGCCCAGUCCGCCACCAGGCCCUGUUCCAAGGAAGGAACUUGGAUGACUGUGUGGAGGACCAUGACCUGUUCGCCCUGCCCGGGCCUGCCUUCCCCGACCCUGAGGUAGUGAGGCCCGACCCUGAGGUAGUGAGGCCCGACCCUGAGGUAGUGAGGCCCGACCCUGAGGUAGUGAUGCCCGACCCUGAGGUAGUGAAGCUAGAAGGGGUCUGCGACAGUACUACCACAACCAAACCCCAGCGGACUGAGCCUGUUUACCAGGUGCUUCUGGACGUGUCCCAGUUCAGACCUGAGGAUAUCAUGAUUCAGGUGUUUGAAGGAUGGCUCUUGAUCAAGGCUCAGCAUGGAGCCAGAAUGGAUGAACAUGGGUUUGUUACCCGAAGCUUCACCCGCCAGGACCCACUGCCUGAGAAACUACAGCAGGCGGGGGGUCUGAGGGCUCUGCUAUGUCAUGAUGGGAUACUGGUGGUGGAAUCCAAACAGAGAACACCUGUUAGGAUACAACACAGUGAGGAGGACCCCUAUUGAUUAUUGACUGUUG
Messenger RNA from Oncorhynchus nerka (sockeye salmon), 1004 nucleotides. It is a transcript of the gene hspb3, whose product is annotated as heat shock protein, alpha-crystallin-related, b3. Gene Ontology annotation, cellular component: cytoplasm; nuclear speck. The record is from RefSeq and is a predicted model, not a curated record. Bases 407 to 991 code for a protein of 194 amino acids. Lineage: Eukaryota; Metazoa; Chordata; Actinopteri; Salmoniformes; Salmonidae. The transcript has a single exon.